Molecule: messenger RNA, 1447 nt
Organism: Diachasmimorpha longicaudata
Lineage: Eukaryota; Metazoa; Arthropoda; Insecta; Hymenoptera; Braconidae
Product: ribosome biogenesis protein WDR12 homolog
Exons: 5
Coding region: 118-1380 (420 amino acids)
Biological process (GO): ribosome biogenesis
Molecular function (GO): protein binding
Source: RefSeq, a predicted model, not a curated record
AGGAGCAAGAUUAAUUAAAGGAAGAACCGCGUGUUCCCAUGGUUUCUUACUCUAAGCAACAAUGUUAAAAGUGUAUUAGUUAUUUGUUGACAAAUUAUUGAAAGAUUUUUAGACAGAAUGGCUGGAACCAUGAGUGGCAGUGACGUGCCACAGCUUCAGAUUAGGUUCAUCACUAAACAAGAAUGCUAUGCAGUUCCAGACUAUCCCCUAUCUGUUCCCGCCCCUGUUACACCAGAGGAGCUGAAUACGCUCUUGAACACUCUGCUGCGAGAAACGAACGAGCUGUCCGCAUCGAUCUCCUUCGACUUCCUCGUUUCCUCCGAAUUCCUCCGCUCACCUCUCUCAAUCCAUAUAGCUGAUCGUGGCCUUUCCACAGAAGACGUUAUUGUCGUAGAAUAUCUAGAGAAACAUCCACCUCCAGAGCCCCAGAACUGCCUCAUUCAUGACGACUGGGUGUCUUCAGUAGCAGUAGCUGAAAAAUGGAUACUGACAGGUUGCUACGAUAGUACUGUACACAUCUGGACGUCCAAAGGAAAUCACAAAUUAACAAUUCCCGGUCAUACAGCAGCAGUAAAGGCCGUGGCAUGGAUUUGCCUGACUGAUGAGCUCGGAAUGUUUGUAAGUGCCUCACAGGACCAAUCGGCUAUAAUUUGGCAAUGGAAUAUUCAAAGCAACUCUGUGGAAUGUGUUCACGUCUGCAGAGGCCACGAACAAGGCCUUGAGUCAGUUGGUGUGAGUACAAAUGGUGAGCAUAUGGCUACGGGAGCUUGGGACAAUAUGCUGAAGGUCUGGGGAACCUCCGAGAAUGAUUCCGAGGAGCCGGAAAAGAAAAAAGCUAAAGUCGAUAAAGGAAGAACAAGAGUCCCUAAGAGAACAAUGAAAGGACACAAAGAAGCAAUAUCUGGAACCGUUUGGGUGGAUAGUAACGAGAUCAUUAGCUCUUCUUGGGAUCAUACCAUUAAAGUUUGGGAUUCGGAGUUAGGAGGAAUGAAGCAUGAAAUUGUGGGAAAUAAGAGUUUCUUUGAUAUUGAUUUUUCGAAGAUCGGCAGAGUUCUUGUUGCAGCAUCUGCUGACAGACAUGUCAGAAUUUAUGAUCCUCGUUCUAAUGAGGGUUCUGUUGUCAAAUCUACGCUCACCUCUCACACGCAGUGGGUUCAAACUGUUCGCUGGUCUACGACUGAUGCCAAUAUGUUCCUAUCAGGUGGCUACGACAAUUGUCUAAAACUUUGGGAUAUUCGCAGUCCAACAGCACCGCUUUAUGAGCUAUCGGGACACGAAGACAAGGUCUUCUCUUGCAACUGGUCGAAUCCCAAACUCAUGGUCUCCGGAGGCGCUGAUAAUACUGUGAGAAUAUUCAAAGCCGGCAACGCAGUUCAUUAAAUUAUUUUCUGCUCAUUUUUUGAAAAUUCAAAUUUAUAAAUAAAGUUUCUCAUUUAAUUGACAAAAA